AUGGAAAGAAAAGAGCGGUCUUGUCCUCGUCCGGCCACUGCCACAGCGAACAAGGAUCAAGAAACGCUCUCCUGGGGGCCGGGCGGGUCACGUCGCCAGGUUUCUCGCACCGUCGGAUCGCGAUCGGACGGCUGGGAUCAGUGUGGGAGGGGAGCGUGGCCCCCGGCGGAAAAUAAAAAGCGCCCCGUGCGGUGGUCUUUGUUUUCUGCUCCUUCGUCGGUCGGCCGGUCCGUCCGUCGUCGCCGCUCCGCCACACACGACGGCGCCACCCGCUGCCCGCCGGCGGUUCCCCGUGACGCGGCCUCCGGCGCUCUAGGAUCUUGCAGGGGCUGCCUCGUCAUAAUCCCCACGCCCCCACCCCCACCCCCACGCACUGACCUCCUCAUCAUCCCCACUUCAGGCCGCAGGAUGCAGCAGGGGCUUCAGCAACAGGUAAAUCGCCGCUUCAGGGGCGACGGCCGGCAAGGCCAGGCACUGUUUGCCGGCAGAUGUGAUUCAAGCAACAUUGGCUAUUUUGAAGGGUGAAUUCAGUCAAAGGAAUUGCGUUUCAACGCGUGUAAUUUUUGCCACCCAUACUGCUAAUGGACCAACAGCUUUUGUUUGGUAUCAGCAUUGAACGACUUAUGGCUCCUUUUGAUUCAAAAGAAUUUGACAGGAACUUUGGAGGAUUUGAGUCAGUAGGAUUUGCUUUUCCUUGGGAAGACUUUUCCCUUGUGCUACAGUUAUUUUGUUUCUCUUAUGAUGUGCCAAACAAUCUUUGAUGUUGAAUUACAUGACACACCAAUGCUUCGCUUUUCUUA
Molecule: messenger RNA, 800 nt
Organism: Triticum urartu
Lineage: Eukaryota; Viridiplantae; Streptophyta; Magnoliopsida; Poales; Poaceae
Source: RefSeq, a predicted model, not a curated record